UCAAGCAGCAGCUGGUUGCCUGACGUUGCUGUGACAAACUAUUCCUCCAAGAUAUCUGUAAACAUGCUGUCUUUCACAUUGAGGCAAGUCGUACGCCCUCUGUGCCAGCGUACUCCAGUGGCCCUGGGUGUCCGUGGGCAGCAGUCCCACGCAGCCACACGUGCAGUGGAUGAGGAGCGUGCGUGGACGGGGCAGGAGAGCCUUGCUCAGGAUGAUCCAGAGAUGUGGGACCUUCUGCUGAAGGAGAAGGAUAGGCAGUGCCGGGGUCUUGAACUCAUCGCCUCUGAGAAUUUCUGCAGUCGAGCCGCGCUGGAAGCCCAGGGCUCCUGUCUGAACAACAAAUACUCAGAGGGCUACCCAGGGAGGAGGUACUAUGGCGGAGCAGAAGUGGUGGACAAGAUUGAGCUGCUGUGCCAGAAGAGAGCCCUGGAAGCCUUUGAUCUGGACCCUGCCUUGUGGGGAGUCAAUGUCCAGCCGUACUCCGGCUCCCCUGCUAACUUUGCUGUCUACACUGCUGUGCUCAAACCCCACGAUCGCAUCAUGGGCCUGGACCUCCCUGAUGGAGGACAUUUGACCCAUGGCUAUAUGUCGGAUGUAAAGAGAAUCUCUGCCACCUCCAUCUAUUUUGAGUCUAUGCCCUACAAGCUGAAUCCUGCUACAGGACUCAUAGACUAUGACCAGAUGGAGAUGACUGCCAAGCUGUUUCGGCCCAAGCUCAUCAUCGCUGGCACCAGUGCCUACGCCCGCCUUAUUGACUACGCCCGCAUCAAGAAGCUUUGCACUGAAGUAAAGGCAUACAUGUUGGCUGACAUGGCCCACAUCAGCGGUCUGGUGGCAGCCAAAGCCAUCCCCUCCCCCUUCGAGUACGCUGACCUGGUCUCCUCUACCACACACAAGUCCCUCCGAGGAGCCCGGGCUGGCCUUAUCUUCUACCGCAAAGGUGUUCACUCAGUGGAUAAGAAGGGCAAGGAGAUCAUGUAUGACCUUGAGGAUAAGGUCAACUUCUCUGUCUUCCCCUCUCUCCAGGGCGGACCUCACAACCAUGCCAUCGCUGGUGUGGCUGUGGCACUCAGACAGGCUCAUUCACCCAUGUUCAGGGAGUAUAUUGCCCAGGUACUGAAGAAUGCCAAGGCAAUGGCUGUAGCUCUGCUCAGCAAAGGCUACACAUUGGUUUCAGGUGGGACAGAGAACCACUUGGUCCUUGUGGACCUACGGCCUAAGGGCAUCGAUGGGGCACGAGCCGAGAGGGUGCUGGAGCUGGUAUCAAUCACGGCCAAUAAGAACACCUGCCCCGGGGACAAGAGUGCCCUGACUCCUGGUGGCCUCAGGCUAGGUGCCCCAGCACUGACCUCCCGGCAGUUCAAAGAAGCUGACUUUGUGCAGGUUGUGGAGUUCAUGGAUGAGGGCUUCAAAAUAGCCUUGGAUGUCAAGAAAAAGACCGGUAAGCUGCAGGAAUUCAAGGACUUCCUGGUCCAGGACCCAGAGACGGUGGCUUGCAUCGCCAACCUCCGCAGCCGCGUUGAGGCGUUUGCCAGGCCCUUCCCCAUGCCAGGUUUCCAUGACCACUAAACCAGCCCAGAAGAGAUUGAGCAGCAGUGCCGGGGUGGUACAAGAUACAAGAUGGGUGUCAAGGAGAGACGACACAGUGAUGGUACUGCUAAUUCCCAGUGAAUACAGAUGACUCUGGAGUUGAUCACUACGACACAUUUUCCAGUUUGUCCAGUCAGACGCAUGAAGAACAAUAUUUUUUUUCUACUUUUAUCUUUUAACACUUUUGUGAAGUCAUCCAUUAGUCCGUGUUCGAACACAUUCUCAUUGGAUUGUUUACAUGAAAAGAGCAAUGUUUCCCAGCUGUUGUCUUUGUACAUCCUCUUCAACAUGCUGUCAAAACAAAACAAAAAAAACGUCCAAUCAAACAACAUAAGCUGAAAAAGAUCAGAUGUCCAUGUGAAGCCCUUGCUGUCACAGACAUAAUGGCUUGAUUAGUUUGUAUUCUGCCAUAAUUAGACACCCUUAAGAAUCUUAAUGCUGCGAGAAGUCUUAAACUUAGCUGUCUUAUCUAGAUGAAUGCGUUCACAUGGAGAUGUGUGCAUGUCGGCCCUGCAUGUGGGGGUGUUGUGUAUAUUACAAGCUGCACAAGAAAGCUGAAAGUGGAUGGAUUAAAUAUGAUGCAUCUUUAAAGUUAACGGGUGUUCUAGAUGUGAAUUAUUCAGUAUUUUAAUUCAGAAAUUGUAUUAACAGGUCCUGAUUACAUAGUUAUUGUAGUCCUUAUUUAAAAGCUAUGAUUUGAAGACAGUUAUAUUAACCCCAAAGAUUCUUUUUAUUUUAUUUUUUUAACCUUUGCUUUCUUGAAAAACACCUGAACUGGAAGGGUCCAUGUCAGACAUUUAGAAGAGCGAAGUGAAAAUACACACGAUUUUCCAUUAUGGGGUCACCUGCUUUUCUAGCAUAUCAUAAAUGAGAGAUUUAAAAGGAAUUGACCUGCACAUCCUUUUAUUUUGUUAUUAAUCAUUUUGAUAAAUGGAUUAAAAUAAAUGUAACGAUUAAUAGGACCACUCUGGUUCAUUUCAUGUGUUUAUAAAGAGAAUUUACUUUUCUAUGUAUUAUCAAAAUGGAAUGAAUAUAACUUGUAGUUUUCCUCACAGUCACAAUUUUUAGAAACAUCUGCUGUAGUUGCUUUUUGUGAGGUUAACAUUUGAUAAAUACCUAUCCGUGCAUCUUUGUUUUAAUUGUCUAAUGUAAUGAUAGGACGGUGGAUACUGGAGGAGUGUAACAGUGUAAUUUGAUGUCAGUAUUUUGAAGCAGUUUUGUGAUUGCUUUUUCUCUGUUUGCGGAUCUUUGGUUCAGAAAUUGGAAGUGCUAUGAGUGUUUUUAUCACUGCAUCAGUGAGCAAGCAAGAUGUAUUGUUUAUAAAACUGGAUGGGAGGCUUUUGUUAUCACUGAGGUAUAUUUUUCCUGACAGUUUACAGCUUCCAGGCCUUUGGAGAACCUUUUGUCAGCCAAUAGAUGGGCAUUGCCAAAAUACGACAAUUUUAAGUGUUGUCCACAAAUUCGCAUUGUUUGUUUUAUCAUCUCUCUGACAUUUUACUUAACCUGAGUACGUUUACCACCUGUUCAACUUUGAAAUACUUUUUUUCAGAGCAUUUUAUAGAAUACAUGCUAAUCCUAAGAAUUAUAUGCAGUAAUUCAAAUACACUGUGGUCUGUCAUUUUUUUAUGAAUAUUCAUUACUACACCAUAUUCAUCUUCAUAUUUUAAACAAACCUGAGAAAUGGUUGUUUAGUGCUUAAGGGGAUGUUCUGUGAAAACAUAUUCCUGUUUACUUGGAAUGUGGCUGUGAGUUGUUGGAGGAGCACACAGCUGA
Molecule: messenger RNA, 3363 nt
Organism: Lampris incognitus (smalleye Pacific opah)
Lineage: Eukaryota; Metazoa; Chordata; Actinopteri; Lampriformes; Lampridae
Gene: shmt2
Product: serine hydroxymethyltransferase 2 (mitochondrial)
Exons: 12
Coding region: 64-1569 (501 amino acids)
Biological process (GO): folic acid metabolic process; purine nucleobase biosynthetic process; tetrahydrofolate interconversion
Cellular component (GO): cytoplasm; mitochondrial matrix; BRISC complex
Molecular function (GO): serine binding; protein homodimerization activity; zinc ion binding
Source: RefSeq, a predicted model, not a curated record